Molecule: messenger RNA, 5187 nt
Organism: Wasmannia auropunctata (little fire ant)
Lineage: Eukaryota; Metazoa; Arthropoda; Insecta; Hymenoptera; Formicidae
Product: probable ATP-dependent RNA helicase spindle-E
Exons: 13
Coding region: 330-4517 (1395 amino acids)
Cellular component (GO): intracellular anatomical structure
Molecular function (GO): RNA binding; ATP binding
Source: RefSeq, a predicted model, not a curated record
UUUCCCGCCAUUUUUCGCACCGGCAAGAGUUACACACGUGUACUGUAGAAUAGAAUUCUGUUAAAUGUUUUUAAAGGAUUUACGGAGCUUUACCAGUCAAACGAUAAUUAAAGUCAUUGCAACUUAGCAACAUCAUUUGCAACAUAUCAAAUUAUCUUGUCUGUGUCAAUCCUCGUUUGAAGGUAGAUAUCAGGAAAGAAGCAAAGAAGCAUAUAGAAUCUAGGCUAAGAACGGCAAUAACUCUCAUUUUAAUAUAUCUUUGAGCGAUAUUGAAGUAAUUUUGCCCAAAAAUCACACACACAUAAGCCGUAUAAAACUAAUUUGGAACUAUGGAUUCUAAUUCAAGAGGGAAAGACGAUACUUUUACGUCUAUUCAUUCCAUGGAAGAAACUUAUAUGAAAAAUUACACAGAAGCAGAAGCUGAGGAAUAUUUAAGAUAUAUGAAUAAUAGAGGUGAAAAGGAUUCCGAGUUAAAUAUGACAUUUCAAGAAUUAGAAGACAAUAUGCAAAAAUUUUAUGUAGAAGACCAAGCUAAAGUUUAUCAAAAAUGCAGUCAUUCUUACAAUUCAAAAUCUAAUCUAUCUACGCUAGCCAUGAAGGAUAAAAUACUUUCAAUAAUUGAGACAAAUUCAGUAGUCAUUAUUCAAGGACCAACUGGCUGUGGAAAGACAACUCAGAUUCCACAGUUCAUUCUCGAUGCUAAUACUAAGAAGAGACGUAUUUGUAAUAUUAUAGUUACACAACCAAGACGAAUUGCUGCAAUUAGCGUUGCCAAUAGGGUGAAACAAGAAGGACUUGGUAAUCUUGUAGGCUAUCAAGUGGGUAUGCAGAAGACUAUAUCACCUGAAACCCGUUUAACUUACUGCACCACUGAAAUUCUCCUUCAACAUUUGAUCCAUACAAAACACAUGUUAGACUAUACACACAUUAUAUUGGACGAAAUUCAUGAACGUGAUCAACAAUUAGAUUUUCUUCUGCUAGUCGUUAAAAGAUUAUUACAAACGAAUUCUGGACAAGUUAAAGUCAUCCUCAUGUCGGCAACAAUUAAUGUGAUGAAAUUUGCGAGAUACUUUUCUACAAAAGUAGGAAAUGAAUUAAUCCCGGCGCCAAUUGUUCAGAUUUCUGAAAAGAGAAAUUUUGAGAUUCAAACAUAUUAUUUGGAUGAUAUAGAGAAUCUAGGACCUAUACCAGAAGUAUCUAGUACGGAACCAAAAGUCACUCAAAAUAUGAUCAACUUUUGCUCACUUAUUCUCGAUGCUCUAGAUCAAAUUGAUACAAAUAAUAAGGAACAAAGUUCCAAUUCGCCUCAGAGACAUUCCGUUCUUAUAUUUUUACCAGGAGUAUAUGAAAUUGAGGAAUUAUAUAAUUACUUGUUGAUUUACCAAGGAGAAAAAUUAUGGGACCUAACAAUUUUGCAUUCAUUGAUUUCUGAUGAUGAACAGUAUCGCAUUUUUCAAAAACCGCCGGAAGGUUACAGACGUAUUAUACUGUCCACAAAUAUUGCCGAAAGUAGUAUUACUGUACCUGAUGUAAAAUAUGUGAUAGACUUUUGCCUUGUAAAAUUAUUGACAUUUAAUCCUGAAACUCAUUACCAAAGUUUGCAACUUUGUUGGGCGAGUAAAACAAAUUGUAUUCAACGAGCUGGUCGCACGGGUCGUGUAAUAGAUGGCAGAGUGUACAGAUUAGUGCCCAAAGCAUUUUAUAAAAAUGUUUUGGACGAUUAUGCUAUACCAGAGAUCCUUCGUGCCCCACUCGCCAACGUUGUUCUCCGCGCCAAAAUUCUUGAUCUCGACGAGCCACGUGUCCUUCUUUCACAUUCCCUUGAUCCACCUACACUCUCGAAUUUGGCAAAUACCAUUUUAAGCCUGAAAGAGGUCGGGGCCUUAGUAGAUGAGGACGAGGAUUCUUUUAAAAUGUUUGACGGACAUUUAACCGAUCUCGGCAAAGUAAUGGCGAAUCUCCCGCUUGAUAUUCGAAUUUCGAAAUUAAUCAUGUUGGGCCACGUUUUCGGAGUUUUACGAGAUGCUAUCGUUCUGGGGGCCAGUAUGGCCAUCAAGGAUGUCUUUAUGGAGCAAUGUCAUCCUAAUGUUUCCUCUUAUAUGACUCGGAAAAAAUGGGCCAAUAAUUCCGAUAGCGACAGCAUUGCCACUUUAAAUGUUUACAAGAUGUGGCAGAAUGAAAAAGCGAACCGUCGAUUAAAUUCUUAUCAAGCUGAGAAACAAUGGGCCAAGAGGAAUGGAAUCUACGCAAGAACCUUGCGUGAAUUAGAUGCUCUCGUGAAAGAUAUCACUGUCAGAUUGCUGAGAUGUGGAAUUGAAGAAAGUGUAGGAAUUAAUAAAGUCAUUUGGGAAGGUGGAGAUCGUGAUUUCGUGCUUCAAGUCGUCCUUGCCGGAGCUUUCUAUCCCAAUUAUUUUGUCAAACCUUUGCAAAAUCGAGAGAUUUAUAAAGAAAAUAUUGAAAUGACCCUGGGUGCUUUGGAUCCCUUGAAGACUGUUUAUUUAAGAGGUUGGCCAAAAGACCAACCUGGAUAUUUAUACGCUAAAAGAUUUCAGCAAAUUUUUUCCAAACAUCUGGGAAUUCUAGAAAAGCAGAUAGCAGUAUCCUUUGAUGGAUCGCAACGUGUUUAUGUGCAAUUUCGCGAGAAGGAAACAUGCGUUGAUGACAGUCUUCAAAAUAUAUUAGAACCUGUUUAUCAGGCUGUCAUGAUGAGGUAUUGCAAUAUACCAAUCGAAUUGAAGUUGUUGAAUGUAAAAGAAGCAAAUGAGAGAGCGAGACGUCAUGAUCUUCAGAAAUUCCAAAGGACUCUUUAUUUUCGUAGAAAUUUUAUAAAGACAGAGAAUGUUGUACCGAAAAUCAGACCACAAUUACCAGGACUUGACGUAACAAACAUACCUCUAUUUGUACAAACUAUCAUCAGUCCUGGAUAUUUUUGGGCAACUCUUGAUGACGAUAUCACUCAUAGUGAAAUACAAGUUAUAGAAGAAAUUCUCAAUAAACACCCUUUGAAAAAGUUACGCUCUAUCCCAGAAAAGUCAACCAUAAUCGCUGCUCCCAUAGAAGGAAAUAAUUCUUUGAUUUACCAUCGUGCCAUAAUUAAGGAAUUUAUUUUAGAAAUCGGAGAACUGGUCGAUAUUUUCUUUAUUGAUCUCGGCCAUUUUUCUAGAAGACGAUUUAGCGAUCUAAAAGAAAUUGAUAAUGCUAGAAUCUUAGAAAUUCCACCGUUAGCAUUUUGUUGCAAUUUAGCUUUUUUGCGACCUUCGAAUCAAAGUAAUGUUCAUGGCCAAUGGUCAGAAAGAUCGAAAAAUUACUUUGAAACACAAAUCAAGAAAAGUAAAAGUAUAUUGGGAAAAAUUUAUUCGAUUGUUGACAGCGUUAUUAAUUUAGAAUUGAUUGUUGUUAAUGACAAAGGGAAGAGAUUUAAUGUUAAUGAAGGUUUCAUUGAAGAAGGAUAUGCUAUAAGAAGGGAAGAAAGUUGUCUAUCAAAGCUUAAUCAUGAUUUAAGGGCAGAUAUUAGUAUUGUCAACGCAAUGUCGAUUGAUGAGAAAAAGUUUUACGAAGAGGAACAGUAUGACAAAAGUCACUUAUUCGAUUAUCCUGAUCCACCUAAAGAAAAAGAUUGCAGCUUGAGCGUAAAACUCCGAGGUCCAUCUUCUCCCUUAGAAAUGGAAUUGACUCAGUUAACAUUAGGCGAAAGAUUGAGAAAGAUACAUGUAGAUAUGAAUUCCGUCAAUUUUAUCCUUUUGGAUAAUGAUCUCGACCAAUCAAGACGUCUUUUGGUCGCUCAGAGUGCCACUCAGUCCAUUAGAGAUAAUCUAAUAUUGAGAAAUACUACUUUUCUGCCAGAUAUUCCCGGACUCGUGGCACUGCUCACGCUGAUUUUUGCACCACGUAUGGAAUUGAGAUGCAAUUCGCGUAAGACUUAUUACACUGGAGCUUUAUGUGGUUUGGGCCCAAAGAAUAAUCUCUCUAAUCGCGCUAUAUUUCCCGAUCAUGAUAUAAAAAUUCAAUUUGACGUAGAAAUCACAAUGGAUGAUGUGAAAGAGAUAAAUAAAUUGCGUCACUGGAUGAACAUUGGGAUGCAACUAAGUAACUCCAAUGAUGAGGAUAUUAUUCUUUGUCAAAACAAAAUCCAACAGAUUUUGCUCCAGCUAACAGACAAACAAAGAAAAACACGUCAACCAGAGAACGAUGAGGUCGAUUGUCUUAGCGACAAUUGGAAUCGCUAUAACAGAUCAUAUUUUUUACCAUCCGUUCGAGAAAGUGUGAGAAAAGCGGAGAUAUAUCCGAUGCAUAAGGCGUUAGAAUUACGUGAAACAAAUGGAUAUAUGGAGGACAUGCUGAAUAAUCUCUCACAAUUGCAGAGUCUUGCCUACGAGGAUGCAUGCAAAGUGGGAAACGUAUCUGCUUUUUGUAAAUUAUGUGGAACUGAAACGCAUGGCCUGUUGGAACUACGCGUUCAUCUUUGUUCGAAACAACAUACUGAGAAGGAGAAGAUGUUGCAUCGUCAAUUACAUUAAGAGAUUACAAUAUAAUCCUUUUAAUCUGGAACUUUUUUUCAAUUUAAGAUACUAUUUUAAUAGCACAAACACAAGAAGAGAAUAUUCUUACGCGUUAUUUUUUUUUUACUUGCCUCAUUCUAUGUGCUAUACAACAAUUGUGUAUUAUAGCGAACGUACAAUGAGGAUAGAAUUGUGAUAUGCAGGGAUGCUGUUCGAGAAUAAAAGGAUAUUCAUAAAAUGGAGAGACAUACAAUUAAAUCUACAAUUAAAGCAUUUUAAGUUUAAUGACGUAAUAUCGUAAUUAUGGAUAUGACUAUUUGUGAUAUGAAUACAUAAAAAGCUAUUUUAUGUAUUUACAUUUGUUGUCUAUUACAUAGAUAGAGAACAUUCAAUUUUGUUAUUUCUUAUAUUAAUUGAAACAUUGAGUUCUUUUAUUUCUACCUCGAAAAAGAUAUAUUUCUGUUGUACGUGCAUUAUUCAUAUUGUCUACAUAUAUAUGCUCUCUAUUUUUCAUUUUUGUUUUCUUUUAGAUAAUAGAUUUUAAGAUGACAUACAAUAUUAUUUUGUAUUUUGUAUUCUUUGUUCCUAUUUGACGUAAGUUCAAUAUAAUUAUUGUUAUUAGGCAGAAAAGAAUAUGCAGUAUUUUUUGUAUGAAUAUACAGUAAAAUUGAAACGUGCAUUAAUGAAC